AUGUUUCUGGCUCAGAUCGCCGGAUUACUUUGCUUGCUGGGGGGAGUUGAUAGCUUGAAGCUUGACAAGGGCCGAAGCUCGGUUCGUCUCAACCAAGGGAGGAGGUUUGCGGCCAAUUCUACCUGCCCUACGGACUACACGACGUACGCCAGCUUCGGUCAUGCUCCAUAUUCGGCGGGCAAAUACCAUUUGCCCUAUCAGCGUCCUCCACCGGAAUGCCGCACUUUCGUGUCCGAGGCUGUCGAAGACACUAUCCAGCAAAUGAAGACGAUCAUAGCCGACCCGGACCUCUACCGGCUGUUUGAAAACAGUUACCCAAAUACGCUGGACACGACGGUCAAGUGGAAAGGCAAGGUGAAAAACUCGGAUGAGGAGCUCACGUUCAUCAUCACUGGAGACAUUGAUGCGAUGUGGAUUCGCGACUCGACUUCUCAGUUGCAUUCCUACUUGCCUUUUCUCAAAAAUGCGACAUCUCGAGACUCUUUUGCCUCCCUUUACCGCGGGCUGAUCAACCUUCAAUCUCGGUUUCUCCUCGAAGCACCAUACUGUAACGCAUUUCAGGCACCUUUGGAGUCGGGUCUUCCCCCGGCGAACAAUUCAGGCGCCUCGGCCCAAACUACCGUGACUCCGACACCCAACAACAACACGGUUUUUGAAUGCAAAUAUGAGCUCGACUCAAUUGCGAGUUUCCUCCAAGUGUCCUCCGAGUAUUUCGAAGCCACUCAUGAUACCAAAUUUUUCACAAAAUACAAAUGGGUCGACACUCUGGAAGCCGUCUUGAAGGUUAUUGAAGAUCAAACCUAUCCAACAUACUCAGCAAAUGGUUCAGUCGUCAUCGCACCAUACACGUUCUCGGCAUUCACGGAUCGUUCCACCGAAACACUCAGCAACAACGCCUAUGGUAAUCCUGUUGAGGGAGGCACCGGUCUCGUACGCUCAACCUUCCGACCGUCCGAUGAUGCAUGCAUCUACGAACUCUUCAUUCCGGCCAAUAUGAUGCUGGCCGCGAAAUUGAAGGCCGCCAUUCCCAUCAUCAAGUCUAUCGGCAAUCAUGAAAACUUGGUCCGUAUAAUGCAAAAUCGGGUUGCCCUGAUCCAGGACGGCAUCCGUACCAAAGCCGUUACUGCUGAAGGUGUCUUUGCCUUCGAGAUUGACGGCUUCGGUGGCGUCAACUCUAUGGAUGACGCGUCAGUGCCCAGCUUGCUCUCCGCUCCUUAUAAUGGUUACCUCUCUCGCAAUGACCCCAUCUACCAAGCAAGUCGGAGAAAGAUUCUCAGCCCCAAAAAUCCAUACUACAUGCAGGGACCUGUGAUCAAUUCGGUGGGCAGUCCCCACAUUGGGCCUGGAUGGGGCUGGCCAAUGGCGACGAUCAUGCAGAUUCUUACCAGUGAUGACGAUGAGGAAAUCACCCAUUGUCUGGAAACUCUGGUUAGCAGCACCAACGGCCUUGGACUAAUUCACGAAUCUAUAUUCACAUUUAAUGAAACCGACUUUACUCGGCCUUGGUUCGCGUGGGUCAACGGCCUGUUCGGCGAGAUGAUACUCGAUUUGAACACGCGCAAGCCACACCUUCUCAAAAAGAGCUUCCAGUAA
Molecule: messenger RNA, 1593 nt
Organism: Penicillium waksmanii
Lineage: Eukaryota; Fungi; Ascomycota; Eurotiomycetes; Eurotiales; Aspergillaceae
Product: glycoside hydrolase family 125 protein
Exons: 4
Coding region: 1-1593 (530 amino acids)
Biological process (GO): carbohydrate metabolic process
Source: RefSeq, a predicted model, not a curated record